Molecule: messenger RNA, 7430 nt
Organism: Paramuricea clavata
Lineage: Eukaryota; Metazoa; Cnidaria; Anthozoa; Malacalcyonacea; Plexauridae
Source: the annotation of a GenBank genome assembly
UUGAUCUGUAUAACGGAACGUACAGCUGUUUACAGCUGAUUAGUAUUUCUAGUAUCGCGACCACUCACUUCACCUCUCGUUUUGAACUGAGACGAUAAGUAGGCAGGUGCGCAAUCAUUCAUGCAUUUGAAAGUUAAUAAAGCAUCGCGACUGUACAGAUGUGACUUCACGGGAAACCAGCGCAGUUCCUUAAGUAUCGGGGUGAUGUGGUCAAAUUUCCUUCUGUUGCUCACUACUCGUGCUGCGAAGUUUUGGACUCCUUGAAGUCGGGAUAGGUUGCUGCAAGAAGUAUUUGACCAAAGCGAGGACCAAUAGUAGAGUUUGCUAAAUACUAAGGCGUUGAUGACAGUUAUUAAAAGGUUUUUACGGAAGACAUGCUUAGCGCGAUUUAUUUGGCAGAGGCUUGACUUGUAGGAUGAAACAGUAGAAAGGAUGUGAUUGUCGAAGGAGAGAAUUGGAUCAAACUUAACUCCGAGAUCUUUCCCUGAUGAAGCAGGUGUUAGUUCCUUACCAAGUAGCGAGAGUCUAAAAUCAGGUAACUUCGCGAGCAUUUGGCUGCUUCCGCGUAGACCAUCAAUUUAGUUUUGUCUGGAUUCACCAAGAGCAGGUUAUCAAAACACCAGUUUCGCAUUCUAAUCAAAUCCUCGUUUAGAUCAGUCAGCGCAAUGUUCGAGUCAUUGAACUUUUGGCGACUGACGGCAAAUCAUUCACAUAAAUACUGAAAAGUAACGGGCCCAGAAUACUUCCCUGUGGGACACCACUAACUACUAACAAAAUCUCAGAUAGAGUAGAGUUGAUACGUACUGCUUGGUAUCUCUCGCUGAGGUAACUUUUAAAACAACCCAGGCAUCUAGACGAGACACCAACGUCCUCCAAUUUAGCAAGCAGUAUAUUAUGGUUAAUGCUGUCAAAAGCUUUGCUCAUGUCCGAAAGAAUAACUGCUGUUACUUUCUUCUGGUCAAUUGCUUUAAGAAUAGAGUCGGUGGAAUGAAUAAUGGAGGUUUCUGUUGAAUGCCAGGUUUUGUUGCCACUUUGAUGCACAGAGAGACGAUGAUUGGUGGUUAGGUAAGACGUCAGUUGGUGGAGUGCUACACGCUCACAUACUUUUGAAUGAACUGGUAAUAGGGAAAUGGGUCGGUUAUUGUUCGCCAGCUCAUGAUCACCUUCUUUUGGAAUGGGAGUUACUUCCGUGAUUUUCCAAGUAUUCGGGAAUAUAUUGUUCACCAGAGAGUUGUUUAUGAUUGAGAUUAUCCAUGGCGAAAUAACGGGUAAAACCCCUCCCUUCGGCAGCUACAGUACGUCUCUGGAUAUCUGGGUAUGCGCAGUAUCUGUCAAUCUGUUUGAAAAGUGUUUUCAUGCAACGAACUUUGAGCCAUGAAGGAUUGUCGAUUGCUGUUGUAAUUUAAAAUCUGAAUUGUAAGUAUGCAUGUUCGUACAAUAUAUUCUUGCAGUUGAAGAACAUCACUUUUUUCAAGCCUCGAUCAACUCGAUUUUGCAUGUAGGAUCAUAAUUUUCCCAGUUGAAAGGCUCCUAUUCGAUGUAUGGGUAGUUACAUUGCCUAAAAUCGUUAUUUAACGUAAUUCCAUAGUAUACUAGAAUAAAAACUUCAUCAGAUAUUAAGUUUAGGUCAUUCGCAUCAUUUGUUUCUUGUACUGAAGCCAUUUAUUUUCCAGCGCAAAAUUGUGCGGCGGUUCAAUCUUCAAAAUUCCCAAACAAUUUUAUAUUAAUAUAAUAUUCAAUGUUGAAACGUUCAAUGUUGUAACGAUAGUAUUCAAAAUUGUUUGACUGCACGAACCCUUUGGAUAGUGCUGGUAUGACAUGCAUUAUUUAAUACACAUACAGGAUCACCAAACCAGAGAUCACAACACGACUGCAUGGCUGGAAAAUUUGUUUUUCGCUAAAAACAUUUUAAAAUCUCUUUAAUAAAAUCCUCACAUUUUUACAAUAUCAUGCAUUCUUGCAAUACUUGCAUAAUAUUUUUAAGUUAUGAAUUUUUCUUGCAGAGACUAAGGCCUGUUUCAAACAUCGCACUUCUCAUGUGCCGAACGCAUUAGAAACAAUAGAUUAUGAGGCAUUUCGAUCAGCUGAUUAUCUGAGGUUUUUAAUGCGUUUAGCACAUGAGAAGCGCGACGUUGGAAACAGGCCUAAGGCCCGCUUAAUACUUCGAAUUUUGGUCGCGUCGAAUGCAAUUACGACAAUCGAUAAUGAGAAUAUAAACCACAUUACGCUUUAUUAACUAUUGUUUGAAUUGCAUUCGACACGACCGAAAUUCGACGUAUAAAACAGGACUAAGUAAUUUCAUUAAGCCCUGAUGGAACGCACAACCUUCGAAUCUGGUUUCUAGUGCCACAAUCAUUAAGCCUUUAAGUAUCAGAGCAACCAAGUGCUUGAUGGACGUCAAACUAUCAUCAUACAGCUGUAUAUCACUGAAAAGAUGAUCAUUAUAAUCAUUGUAAAUACGAUCACAGCAUGUGAUAUUGCACAAUCCCAUCGUUUAACAUUUUCCCGAAUUUUUAAUGUAAUGUGAGUGCUGGCUUGUAUAUAUUUUCCAUGUUAUACAGUUAGAGAGGGAGGUUCAGAUUUUGACUUACACCACCGUUAUCAUUAAUCAAUCAGAUGCAUUAACCGUCUUCCACACGAUACGCCAAUGAAAUGAGUAUUAAGACUGUGAGAGGUAGAGAGGUGGAAAUAAAUUUGGAAGCUCUCUAUAAAUUUCGUAAGAAAACAGAAGUACAAAAUAAAGAUUUUAUGAAUAUUUUUAUCUAAUAAAACUCCCAUAUGCAAACAAUACUUAUAAUAAAGUAAUAAUAAACUAAUAAAAAAACUAUAUUUCAAUAAUAUUUUACUGCCAAUUGAAAAUCAGAAUUUUGUCUAGGAAAAAAAAGAAUAUUGCACGCUGUAGAUCACACGCCCCCAGCGCGGUCGUAUUACAGGGCCGUAAUUUAUUUUACGGCUGGGCGGAGGGCGGGGGGGGAGAGCUUGUUUUGCCCAACCAAAAGGGCGUGGCGAAAGUCGUGCUAGAGGGAGAUCAUUAAUAUUUCUUUUCCCAAAUGUUUUUACUUGCGAACUAUUGUCGACACAAAUUAAACCUGGAAAAGUGAUAUAAUUUCAAGUUGUUUAAUAUACACUCAUGUUGGAAUAUUAUUAUUAUUUCGCACCUUCCAAACUUUCUUGAAUGGAAUCUCUAGCGUCUCUAUUCAUUUACAAGCAUUGCGACUGAACCAGAAGGAAAUUCAGUAUAAUAAGUUAUAUAUAUAUAACUUUUUUAAGACUUUAUUCUUAUCCCACGUUUCGGGUCAUGCCCCUUUAUCAAGGAUAAAUAACAGAGUUAGAUGCUUUUAUAUCCUAUUCAAUUCAUUAACAUAAAUUACCCAAAAUCCCUUACAUUUAAUCCCUUAGAUGCAAACCUGUCCAAUUAUAUGCCCAAAAUGCCUCUUUUUGCGUAGGAUCAUUCAUAUUUUUUUUGUCAAUAAUAAUAACUCUGUGAUCGGCCAAGCGCUCGUGUUCCUCGCCAAAAAAAAUUUUUGCAAAAAAUUAAUUGUAAAUUUGCCCAAGAUUUUGCGUAAAUAUCACCGACAUGUUAUGCAAUUAUAUUAUUGCAAUUGCUUUAUAGCCCCUACCUGGGUACCCAGUACAAAACAACUGCAAGGUAAACUCGUUUAUUUUAAGAAAUCUGAAAAUUUCUGUGAGCCAAAUUAUUCCGUGGGCAUUGUUGGUGUUGGUCGCACAUGUAAUCGCACAUCGAAUGGUCAUGAUGAUUGUACUGCGAUAUGCUGUGGACGACCUUACAAGACAUCUGUGUCGGUUGAAAUUGUGAAAUGCAAUUGUCGUUUUGAAUGGCCUUGCUGUAAGAUAAAGUGUGAUAGAUGCAAGCAAACACGAGUUGUGGACACUUGUUGGUAAUGCUAUAUAUCUGGAUAUUGUUUUCGUAGAAGAACAGUGGUUUAGAUGACGUUAUUUGUGCGUUGUUGUGUAAUCUUCACCUCUGCAGAGGAUUACAUGAAGUUUGUAGUUGUGUAAAUUAUUUUUAAAUGCCUAAGGUAGCUUAGCGAAGUUUGAUGCCAUAUAUUGUGCUAAUUUCUUUCAAAGCCGGAACAAAAUUAUAAAGGUGUUUAGAAUGAGGAAUUAGACUUCUUCGCACGUCUAGAACUCUUAUCACCAUAAUUAUCAAACAUCCUAGAGAGAACUUUUACAUUAAUGGUCAAUUGGAAGAAAUCCAAUUUUGAUCAAAAAUGUUUUAGUUAUGCCAUGGGACUAUCAUCAAUUCCUUUUACAAAUUAAAAUAUAUUGGCAUUAGAAGAUAGCGUUACAAUUUCUAGCCUGCGAACAGGCUCACUGGAAGAAAGGUGAGCCUGCACGGAACCAUGCGUUUUAUUCAAUCAUAGUUAAUAGAAACACAGACAUGGUUAGGAAAGCUGGGUCACGUGACGAAUUAUGUUAUUGUUCGGAUUGAUGACUGUGACGUCACAACGAAGGUGCAUCAAUGGCCCUUUGAUUAAUAGAAACAAUAUGGAGCCAUAUCGUAUUUCAAAAUAUUCUUGCUUCGUUUCGCCGCUGUUGCGUAUGCCGGGCGCUAACUGCAGCAUUUUUGGCUGCAAUACUAGUCGAAAAACUACUGGAGUAAGUAUUUUUGCGUUGCCUAAAGGGGAAGACGAGUUAUCUCGGAAAACUCGUGAAGAGUGGAUAAGACAAAUAACAAGAAAUCGUGUUAUAGACCAAGAUUUAAGACGGCAAAUUGAGGCGCGUACACUGCACAUCUGCGAAAACCAUUUCGAGGAAAGGUUUAUUGAAAAACGUAAGUCUCACUAACAUUAUGAAUAUAUUAAUGUUUUCUUCAUUUGCAUACGUAAAAUCCUUUUUAUUUGUCAUAUUAAUCGAUGCGUGACCAAAUAUAUUGUCUUGUAUGAUAUAUGAAAUGUGUGAUCAAUGUAUGAAUCCUUGAAUGGCCCUUUGUUUAUGUUGCAGAUUCUACUCGUAAAAGAUUGACUCCUGGAGCAAUACCAACAUUAAAUUUUCAAAAAAAAUCGUUUGACUCGGAGACACAAUCAAGGAGAAAAAGUGAAAGGAAUGAAACGCCUAUUGAGCCCUCCACUAGUGGCAUAAAAUCGAAGGUAUAUAAACAUCUAGAUGAUUUUAAAUGUGUGAUUUCUCGUGUAAAACUAUCUGGGUGGUCUAGAAAGGAAACCGAACAUGAUUUUACGCUGGAUUACUUUGACUCUGAACAUGCACUACCAUUAUAUUCGAUAAGAGUGGAUUCUGGUCUUGGGUUUUCUAUAGCUGUCUUUGGUUGGUUUUUGCCUGACACCCAUGAGAUUUAUUAUGAACAUAAACGUUCUCUGUUUGAUAUAUCUGCGCCAUCACUGUGUAAAGUAGUCCAAUCAUUUUCUGUUUGUCCUGGUUUGCCUGAAACUUUACAUGCAGUUGAUCCUAUUGUUGGUAUUUCACAAGUUACCAAGCACUCUGUACCCAUUGCUCCAGAGUUGUAUUGUGAUGAUGGUCCACCAUUCAAAGUUAAGGUGUUUGCCAGGUCAGAGAAUUGUGCAGUAUUGUUCAAUUUAGCAGACCAAGAUUCCUGUCAUAGUUGUUUGAGCCUUUUCCAAGCUAAACAAAAAAAGGUGCCUUUGAAAUCUGCACUGAAAGCAACGGCUGUUAAAGAUAAAGCUCCUUUGACCAGCUGCAGCAAAGAAAGGUUGAUUGCCACCAUCCAGCAACAACGUGUAAGGUGUAAAGAUCUCGAGAGCCAGCUUGUGAACAUGCAAAGGGAGAUUCAUUCGAACAGUAUUGAGAUCAAUAAAACUCUUGAAGACGACAUCUUGAGUAUUUUGGAUAAGAGUGAUCUUAAAACUUCGCCCCAUAUGAACUUGUUCUGGCAACAGCAGAAGAAACUUCUGGCAUCCCCCAAGUUCGGUCGAAGAUAUCAUCCCCACCUUAUCAGAUUUUGCCUCUCCUUACACUCCAAGUCACCAUCAGCAUACCGAGAACUGGUAUCAUCUGGUGUUUUAGUGUUGCCGAGUGAACGGGUUUUAAGGGACUACAGGAACUUCUUCAAACCAAAACCUGGUUUCAAUGAAGCAAAUGUUACCCAAUUACGAGAGCAGACCAAUCAACUGUUUGAUGUGCAGAGGUAUGUUGUAUUGUCAUUUGACGAGAUGAAAAUUCAGUCAAAUUUAGUUUUUGACAAACACAGCAAUGAACUCAUCGGUUUCGUUGAUCUUGGUGAUGAUGAUGUCAAUGUGGCAGCUCUGGACUCACCUACUACCCUUGCAAGUCAUGUUUUGGCAUUCAUGAUUAGGGGUGUAGCAAGUGACCUGAAAUAUAUCCUUGGAUAUUUCAGCACUGAGAAUGUUACAGCUUACCAAUUAAUGCCAUUGUUUUGGAAAGCUGUUUCCAUUCUUGAGUUAGGGUGCAAUUUAUGGGUAUGUGCUGCUGUCAGUGAUGGUGCUUCGCCGAACAGGAAGUUUUAUGAGCUACAUGCUGGGCUUGUUGGGGAAGAGUACAAGGUUGAUUUUGUAUAUCGAACAGUCAAUCUCUUUGCUCCAACACGAUUCAUUUACUUCUUCUCUGAUGCUCCCCAUUUACUCAAGACAGCGAGAAACUGCCUUUUCAAUUCGGGUACAGGGAAACAUACAAGAUUAAUGUGGAAUGGUAAGAAUAUGAUAUGGAAUCAUAUAGCUGCACUUUACCAUGCUGAUUUAGAACAAGACCUGCAUCAGCUACCCAAGCUAACAGUUCACCACAUAAAUCUUACCUCAUUUUCCAAAAUGAAGGUUCGUCUGGCUGCGCAAGUGAUGAGCAACACAGUUGCUAUGGCUCUUUAUCGGCACUACCCCCAAGGAGACGCUGAGGAAACUGCAAAGUUUUGUGAGAUGGUCAACAAGUUUUUUGACUGUCUCAAUACCCGGUCAACUACUGAGCACAUAAGAAAGCGGAAUGAGUUUCUAGCUGAAUACACUAGUCUCGAUGACAGUCGUUUUGAUUGGCUACAAAAUGUAUUUACUGCAUACCUCGAGGACUGGUACAAGAGAGUCCAAGAACGACCAGGUGCAUUUACAAGUGAUGACAGAGGAAAGAUGUUCAUCUCGCAUCAAACAUACAAAGGGAUAAAGAUAACUGUAAAUUCAUUAAUCGAGGUUGUAAGGUUUCUGCUUUCAGAAGGUUGUGAAUUUGUACUAUCUGAAAAGUUUUGCCAGGACCCUUUGGAAGAGUAUUUUGGACACCAGAGAGCAAGAGGUCGGUUUAGUGAUAAUCCAACACUGCAAUCAUUUGGCUACAAUGACCUCACGAUUGCAGCACAACGUGGUAUAGAUCCUGUUGUCAGAGGAAAUGUGUCUGGUCGGCAUGAAGAGAAAAGCUCAAAAAGCUCAAAGUGGUAUGCAAUUUCUGAGGAACCCCUUCCAAAACGAAAGAAAACAAAGGCAAAGAAACCAUAA